Hymenoscyphus albidus is the source of this 4271-nucleotide messenger RNA. NCBI's taxonomy places the organism in Eukaryota, Fungi, Ascomycota, Leotiomycetes, Helotiales, Helotiaceae. The record is from the annotation of a GenBank genome assembly.
AUCGCAACAACAACCACCAAUUCUACAGCAUAAGCAGCGCAAUAUGUCUGACGCCGACUUCGACACGAUCAGGAAGCUUCAGGCUGAGCGGAAUGCCGCUUCUGCUGGUAAGAAGGGGUCAAAGACGUUUGAUCCAUCGCAACAACGAACUGAUGUAUCCACCAAGGCGUCCCUGACUGAAAGCUUCGAUACGACACUUUAUGAGCGCGAAUCAUCCGAUAAGUUUGCAGGAUACAAUACAUCUAUUGCUGUGGCAGAUGGCGAUGAUGAUGAAGAGGAAGAGGAUACGAGCCGCCGGCUGGUUGGACAAUACACGGCGUCGAGGGAGCAAAUGAACGAGUUCAGUCACGGCAAUGGGGUUGAGGAAGAGGAUAUUUUGCUGGGAAGGGAGAAGAGCGCGCGGAUUUCUGAUCGCGAAACUGACUAUCAAAAACGUCGACACGACCGAGUUCUAACACCCACCAGAGUCGAUCCUUUCGCGGCGAAUAGACAAGACGGAGCGGCCGAAGAUGGCGAAAGUUACCGAGAUGUUAUGGCGCGACGAGAGCUAGAGCGGGAAGAGGAAAGAGUUCGUAAAGCUAUAGAGGAAAAGACGGCGAAUGGCGAAGUGGUUCAUCACAAAGCGAAUCUGGCCGACGAGGGAAGUGCUUCUCCCAACGGCGAGGAGAGCAAGGAAUCUGAAUCUAAGGAGGUUGCCACUGCAGGUCGUAAGCGAAAACAACGAUGGGAUGUUGGCACAGAAUCCGAUAAACCCACAACAGAAGCUUCCGAGGCCAAAACCAAACGAUCGCGAUGGGACCAGACACCUGCUAUUGGAGGCGUGGCCGUGGAUGAGACGCCUCGACGACGAUCGAGAUGGGAUCAAGCACCAGCAGCUACACCAAUGGGCAACCAGGGGCUCGUAACUCCCAUGCAUCCUUCUCAAAUGGGUGGACCAAUUAUGCCAACUGCCUUUGGUACCGAUAUUUCAAUGAGAAACGCUCCUCUAUCAGAUGAAGAACUCGAUAUGAUGUUGCCUACAGAAGGAUACAAGAUUCUCGACCCACCUCCAGGAUAUGCCCCGAUUAGAGCUAUUGCUCAGAAGAUGAUGGCUACUCCAGCUCCUGCCGGUGGAGCAUCUGGAUUUGGAGGAUUCAUGAUGCAGGAUCCGGAGAGUGGAAGAGCAUUGGGAAAACAACUCCCUACCGAAAUACCUGGUGUUGGCGACCUCCAAUUCUUCAAGGCAGAGGAUAUGGCAUAUUUUGGCAAGCUGACAGAUGGGAGUGACGAGAAUUCGAUGAGCGUUGAAGAACUCAAGGAACGCAAGAUUAUGAGACUUCUGCUGAAAGUAAAGAACGGAACUCCUCCAAUGAGAAAAACGGCUCUCCGUCAGCUCACAGACAAUGCACGCCAAUUUGGUGCUAGCCCGCUCUUCAACCAAAUUCUUCCCCUUUUGAUGGAAAAGACUUUAGAAGACCAGGAGCGGCAUUUGCUUGUCAAGGUUAUCGACCGUGUACUUUACAAGCUCGACGAACUUGUCCGCCCUUACGUUCACAAGAUCUUGGUUGUCAUUGAACCUCUAUUGAUUGAUCAGGACUACUAUGCUCGUGUGGAAGGUCGAGAAAUUAUUUCAAAUCUUAGUAAAGCUGCAGGUCUUGCCCAUAUGAUCAGUACUAUGCGACCGGAUAUUGAUCACGUCGAUGAAUAUGUUCGAAAUACCACAGCAAGAGCCUUCGCAGUUGUCGCCUCGGCACUUGGCAUUCCGGCAUUACUUCCUUUCCUGCGAGCAGUUUGCAGAAGCAAAAAGUCGUGGCAAGCUCGUCAUACCGGUGUCAAAAUUGUUCAACAAAUUCCUAUUCUUAUGGGUUGUGCAGUUCUACCACAUCUAAAGGGCCUUGUUGAUUGUAUUGGUGGCAAUUUGAACGAUGAUCAGACAAAAGUGCGAACAGUCACAAGUUUAGCCAUUGCAGCAUUAGCCGAAGCAGCAAAUCCUUAUGGUAUUGAGAGUUUUGACGAGAUAUUGAAUCCUCUGUGGAGUGGGGCCAGAGUUAGUACUUUCCUUUUUCGUUUUUUCUCUCCCACACCAUUUCUGUAGGGAGAUCCCGUCAUUGCCAGUUAGGCCUGGAAUACCCUCUAAUUCCAAUGGGAGUGGCAAUGAUUCUCCGAGAUCAUCCUAUCUCUUUUCAACUCAAAUUCUUCAAAUAACCAUAACAGUCUUUGAAAGAGUUUAUGAGGACUGGCGAAUCGAGUUUACGAUUCUUCCUAAUUAUCUUGGAUAAUUAUCUUUGAUUAUCCCAGACCAUUUGGCGCAAUCCAAAACGAACGAGGCGCUCGAGCACAAUGAACGAUUUUCUUACCCUAUUCCUAACCAUUCUACUGUUUAUGCACCCAAUACAAACUUCCAGAUAUAUGCUGACUGGGAUCAUAGAAACAACGCGGAAAGGGCUUGGCUGGUUUUCUCAAAGCUGUCGGUUACAUCAUUCCUUUGAUGGAUGAAGAAUAUGCCAAUUAUUACACAAGUCAAAUCAUGGAAAUAUUGCUUCGAGAAUUCUCUUCUCCAGAUGAGGAGAUGAAGAAGGUCGUUCUGAAAGUUGUUUCUCAGUGCGCUGGAACGGAUGGUGUUACAGCCGGUUAUCUGAAAGAGCAUGUUCUGGAUGAAUUCUUCAAGAGCUUCUGGGUUAGACGAAUGGCUUUGGACAAGCGAAAUUACAGACAAGUUGUCGAAACGACAGUGGACAUUGGUCAGAAGGUUGGCGUCGGAGAGAUUGUUGAGCGAAUUGUCAACAAUCUCAAAGACGAAAGCGAAGCUUACCGAAAAAUGACAGUGGAAACUGUAGAGAAGGUCAUUGCCAGUCUAGGGGCCGCAAGUAUCAGCGAGAGAUUGGAAACACGACUUAUCGACGGUAUACUGCAUUCAUUCCAAGAACAAAGUGUCGAGGAGAUCGUAAUGCUUAAUGGAUUCGGUACAGUGGUCAACGCCCUCGGAACACGAUGCAAAGACUAUCUUCCUCAAAUUGUUAGUACCAUCCUCUGGCGGCUGAACAACAAAUCGGCCACGGUUCGACAGCAAGCCGCAGACUUGAUCUCACGUAUUGCAAUGGUGAUGAAGCAGUGCGGCGAGGAUGCAUUGAUGGGCAAGCUUGGUAUCGUGCUCUACGAAUAUCUUGGAGAGGAGUAUCCUGAGGUACUUGGUUCGAUUCUUGGUGCACUCCGUUCCAUUGUCACGGUAGUGGGUAUUAGUCAAAUGCAACCGCCCAUCAAGGAUCUCCUCCCACGACUCACCCCCAUCCUAAGAAACAGACACGAGAAAGUUCAGGAAAAUACCAUUGAUCUUGUGGGUCGUAUUGCUGACAGAGGACCUGAGAGUGUCAAUGCGAGAGAAUGGAUGCGAAUUUGCUUCGAGCUCUUGGACAUGUUAAAGGCACACAAGAAAGGUAUCAGAAGAGCUGCAAAUAACACAUUCGGUUUCAUUGCGAAGGCAAUUGGACCUCAAGAUGUGCUCGCCACCCUUCUCAACAAUCUUCGAGUACAGGAACGACAAUCGCGUGUGUGUACCGCCGUCGCCAUCGGUAUUGUCGCUGAAACUUGUGCGCCUUUCACCGUCCUUCCAGCACUCAUGAACGAAUAUCGAGUUCCCGAACUGAACGUGCAAAAUGGUGUCUUGAAAUCACUAUCUUUCCUUUUCGAAUAUAUUGGAGAGAUGGCCAAGGACUAUGUUUACGCUGUGACUCCCUUACUCGAGGACGCUCUCAUUGACCGAGACCAAGUACAUCGGCAAACUGCAGCCUCUGUUGUCAAGCACGUUGCCUUGGGUGUUGUGGGGCUCGGAUGCGAGGAUGCGAUGCUCCACCUUCUUAAUUUGUUGUAUCCCAACCUUUUUGAAACAAGUCCCCAUGUCAUCGAUAGGAUCAUCGAAGCCAUCGACGCCAUCCGUAUGGCUGUUGGCCCCGGACUCACGAUGAAUUACGUGUGGGCGGGUCUCUUUCAUCCAGCGCGGAAAGUUAGGCAACCAUACUGGGUAAGAUUUCUCUCAUGUCCUGAAAGUCCCGAAGGAAGAUAUGCUAACCGGUACUAGCGAUUAUACAAUGACUGUUAUGUCCAAUCAGCAGAUGCCAUUGUGCCUUAUUAUCCCAACUUGGAUGACGAGAAGAUGGAUAGACCGGAAUUGGCGAUUGUUAUUUAAUUGUGGUGGGGCAGGACGUGAUACCAAGAGGGAAAGGGGGCACGUUUCUUUUCGAUUGUAUGAUAUUGGGGUGUAUGUAAGAAGAAAAAUAUAAGCACUAAUCGACUCA